This is a messenger RNA of Adineta ricciae, 207 nucleotides long. NCBI's taxonomy places the organism in Eukaryota, Metazoa, Rotifera, Eurotatoria, Adinetida, Adinetidae. The record is from the annotation of a GenBank genome assembly.
AUGUGGGGAAAUAGUUACAAUCCUUAUGCUUCACUUCAACGUGAUUUACAAUCAAGCAGCUGGCUUAGUCCAACUUUGACAACUUCAAUCAGCAAUCCCUAUGGUUCCAGCUAUCUCAGCGGUUUAACAAAUCCAUUUGCUGGACAAACAUUCGGAAGUUCUUAUCCAACAUUUGGCAACUAUGGUUACCCAUUCCGAAGAUGGUAA